Molecule: messenger RNA, 973 nt
Organism: Mangifera indica (mango)
Lineage: Eukaryota; Viridiplantae; Streptophyta; Magnoliopsida; Sapindales; Anacardiaceae
Exons: 3
Coding region: 84-605 (173 amino acids)
Cellular component (GO): chloroplast
Source: RefSeq, a predicted model, not a curated record
UCUCAUCUCAAAUUCAGUGGCUCUCAUGACACCUUUUCCUGUUUUUGAACUGAAGCUCUCUAAGGCGUAGGAAGGAGUAGAGAAUGGCUGCAACAGCCCUUUUCUCUGUACCAACGCCUCACGAAACUCAACGCCCUUCCAUCACUCUCUCUAACUCAUGGUUUUAUCCCUCAUUUACUUCAAUCAAAUACCCUUUCAAGCCUUCAACUUCAAUCCUUCACUCCUCUUCUUCUUCAGUUUCUGUUGUAGAAGAGGACCCCUCUCCUCCAACCUCUGAUCCAGUUCCUGCCUCUGCCACCAAGGAACCUGGCAACCUUCCUUUUAGUGGUUGUAAGGGGUGUGGCAGACAGGAAAUGGAGAGAGGAUGCAAUGGUGAGGGAAGGAUUCAAGGUGGGAUUGCAACAGUUCCAGGGUUUGGUUGGUGGCCAAUAAAGGCUUACAGGCCCUGUCCCGGAUUUCUGGCAUCUGGUGGCCGGUAUCGGCGACAGGGGCAAAGCAUGGAUGAAGUUGCCUUUGGAAGGGGUGAAAGAAGACCUCCUGCUGUGAGUACCGGCAGUGAGGUUGAGUCAAGCAAAAAACAAGGUCCAGUGGAAUUCAAGAAGUAAGCUUCAGUGAAAGAGAUGUGAUGUGCCUCUCUGUAGUGUUCGAGUUGGUACAUAGUUUCGUUGAAGGUUGCUCAAGGGAUGAUUCUUAGAAUGUGCAGAGCCCAGUAGCAUUGUUGGAGGGUGAUAUGUUGGUGUAGGUUUUGUGUGCCAUUUAUGAUUCCUCAUAAUUUGCUAUUGACUAUCCUAUUCUGUAUGAAAAACUUAGACUAGUCUUCAUGUAAGAAAGUAGAUUCUUUUGUGGUCAAGAUGAAAGGCAAUUUACAUUGCAGUGUCAAUUUCCAUAUUGUAUAUCUGAAAGAGAUUGACCUCCUUGCUUCUCUCAUAUUACAAUUUAUUUCUCUGAGAGCCUGAAAAAGAGGUUAUUGCAA